Molecule: messenger RNA, 2406 nt
Organism: Neltuma alba
Lineage: Eukaryota; Viridiplantae; Streptophyta; Magnoliopsida; Fabales; Fabaceae
Exons: 2
Coding region: 209-2197 (662 amino acids)
Source: RefSeq, a predicted model, not a curated record
AUGUAUUAUAUGUAUAAAAGCAUGCUUGUUGACGUGUUCAGCCAAUUGAUGACACUUACUUUUGGCGGAAAAAUAAAAAAUGAUUACUUUGUUGGACUUAGUUAAACAAAGACCAACGUAAUAAACAUGCUUAGCUGAAGAAUAAUCAGGCGAUGAGGUUUCCUAGGGAAUUAAUGCUCGACUUGGAAGCAGACCAAGAUGUUUCGUAAUGGCAACACUCUCCCUCAAAAAGGACCAACUCCCACGUUUUCAUUGGUGGCUCUUUGUAAGCUUUAUCUCCGUGUUGACUUUUGUAACCUCAUCAUCACAUAUACAGUUCUCAGAAGAAUAUGCUUCCUUAUAUAUAUACACAGACACACACAUUCAAAUCCAAUCAGCCGUGUUCACCAUACCAUACAUAAAAAUUUGGAUCUCCUCUGAGGUAGAUAAACUCAACAUAAUGGGGAACCGGUCUUCUUCGAAUAAAACUGAAGUUCUUGCCAUUGACUCUCCAUUCAAGCUUCCUGCUGAUAUCCCAGUUUGGCCCCAAGGUUUACAUUUUCCUUUCUUCUUCGUAUUCUUGUAUAUUGGUGUGACUCAUCAUGGGGCUAAUUAUAUUGUUCUUACUUCCUGUGCAGGUGAUGGAUUUGCCAGCGGAAUCAUUGAUCUGGGCGACCUGCAAGUGUCUCAAGUCUCAAGCUUCAAAAAAGUUUGGACAACUUUUGAAGGAGGAGCUGGCAAUGCUGGGGCUACUUUCUUUGAACCAGCUUCAAUUCCUGAAGGAUUUUUCAUGUUAGGUUGCUAUGCCCAGCCCAACAGCAAGCCUCUUUUUGGAUGGGUUCUUGUGGCCAAAGUAGCAAAUUCAUCAGCUGAAAAUGCGGCUCUGGCUGAACCAGUUGAUUACACUCUGGUUUGGACCAGCAAGUCUCUGGAUAUCAAGCAAGAUAACACAGGCUAUGUCUGGUUACCGACACCUCCUGAUGGCUAUAAAGCCGUCGGCCAUGUAGUCACCACCUCGCCGGAGAAGCCUUCCCUCGACAGAAUCCGGUGUGUCAGGUCAGACCUCACAGACCAAACUGAGACACACUCAUGGAUUUGGGGACCAGGCAAGAGCAACAGUGACUCAGGUGGGUUCAAUGUUUAUAACACAAGACCAACCAUUAGAGGGAUUACAGCUGCAGGUGUUCCUGCAGGUACUUUCCUUGCUCAAAAUGGAGCAACUAAUGGUAAUACUCUCUCUAUAGCCUGCUUGAAAAACACCAAACUUGAGUCCUUCUCCUCCAUGCCUAACCUUUCCCAAGCUGAAGCAUUAAUGGAAGCUUACGCUCCAUUGAUGUACCUUCAUCCUGCUGAAAAGUAUCUUCCUUCUUCCGUCAAGUGGUAUUUCACAAAUGGGGCAUUACUCUAUACCAGAGGUGAAGAAUCAAAUCCUGUAGCCAUAGACCCAUCUGGCUCUAACCUUCCUCAAGGAGGAGAGAACGAUGGAGCUUACUGGAUGGACCUUCCUGUAGACAAAACCAGCAAAGAAAGGGUCAAACGAGGAGAUUUACAGAGCUUCCAAGCAUACUUACACAUAAAACCAAUGUUGGGAGCAACAUUCACAGACAUUUCCAUCUGGAUUUUCUACCCAUUCAACGGCCCAUCGACAGCCAAAGUUGUCCUCAUCGAUAGUAUCCCACUGGGACAAAUCGGCGAACACAUCGGAGACUGGGAGCACUUGACACUGAGAAUAAGCAACUUCAACGGCGGGUUAAACAGCGUAUACUUCUCCCAGCACAGCGGAGGCCAAUGGGUGGACGCGCCGGAGCUAGAAUUCCAACCUGGUAAGAACAAGCCCGUCGCAUAUUCUUCCCUAAACGGCCAUGCGUUGUACUCGAAACCCGGGCUUGUUCUUCAAGGAACAAAGACGAUUGGGAUAAGAAACGACACGGCGAAGAGCGAAAAGUUGGUGGAUUUGGGGAGGGGAUUUGAGGUGGUAGCAGGGGAGUAUUUGGGGUCGGCGGUAACGGAGCCGGCGUGGCUGAAUUAUAUGAGGAAAUGGGGCCCGAAUAUAAGCUAUAAGAUAGAGGAGGAGCUGGACAAGGUAGAGAAGUUGUUGCCGGGGAAUCUGAGAUCUGGGUUUCAGAAGUUGCAGGAUUCUUUGCCGAAUGAGUUGUUCGGAGAAGAAGGUCCCACCGGACCCAAGUUGAAGUCAAGCUGGAGUGGCGAUGAACGCUGAAUUCAACUACUCUGCCAUGGCCUCGUCGCACUGCAUUCAUGUGCAUGCCUAACUUUUGGGAAACAUUAUUGUGUCAAUUAGCAGUACUGUUUUUUUUUAAUUUAUUUUUAACGCAGUAUUUUCAAUGUAUUCCCUUUUAAAUUUGGUCACACAAUGUAAUCGGUAUUCCUUUUAAUACGUUGGCUCUUGGAAAGUGGUGGUUUUUUUUU